Molecule: messenger RNA, 1106 nt
Organism: Gaeumannomyces tritici R3-111a-1
Lineage: Eukaryota; Fungi; Ascomycota; Sordariomycetes; Magnaporthales; Magnaporthaceae
Product: kinetochore protein SPC24
Exons: 4
Coding region: 166-786 (206 amino acids)
Source: RefSeq, a predicted model, not a curated record
GUCCUGGCGACACGCUAGCCUGUGUUUACUUUUGAGUUGUGAAGAUUAUCGCCAGAAUUGUCUGUUUGACUGCAAGAAAUCGGAUUGAGAACACUUACGACCGCGGCCACCUGUGCACACUACGAACUUUGGCGAUAGACCACAAAAUCCCACAAAGUCCACAAGAUGAUUCUCGAGGAGGACCCCGCGCUGUUGAUCCGCGCCACGGUCAACAACUUCAACAUCCAGCCCGACAAAGCUGCCAUCACGCGCGUCGGCGGCGCGCUCUCGAUGCUCCAAGAGGCGCGACAGCUCAGACUGCGCGAGGCCGAGACGUCGCUCAAGAAACUCUCGCGCCAGCUCAACACGCUCCAGUCGCAGCACACGGAGCUGACGUCGCAGCACUCGUCGGCGGCGCACGCGUCGGAGAUGGCGCGGCUCGACACGCAAAAGUUCCGCACGGCCAAGGCGGCGUCGGACCUCGAGGUCGAGACGGAGCGGCUGUCGUCGCAGGCGGCCGACCUGGCCGCGCGCCUGCAGGAGCUCGAGCUGCAGGGCGUCGAGGGUGAGGCCUCGGCCACGGACCCCGUCGAGGACGAGGUCCUGCUCCGCCUCAAGGUCUACCGCGGUCUCGGCAUCGAGCUCGAGCGCGAGGGCGGUGGCGGUGGCGGCAGUGAGGGGGCCGACGGCGGCGAGUGGACCCGCGCCGUCAUCCGCAACGACCGCAAGGGGGACGUCCACGUUGUCAACAUGGACAAGAAGUUCACCAGGUUCUUCUACGCAAACUACUUUUGGCAGACGCUGUGAGAAGGAAGGGCCGCUCCGCCGAGCCUUGUCCGGUUUUUGACCGGCAUAUGAUUUGAACGAUAAUGACAUAAUGGACUACAGAAUGGUAUGCGGCGCUGGUGGCGUUCGGGUUAGGGGUUUUCUUGGUGGUUGGGUCUCAUGGGCUGUUCGAUAUGGCAGGUCCUUUCGUGUUUUUGCUGGUCACUUGCCCAAGAUCGCUGUGUAACAGCAACUGCUCUCAGGGGCUUGAUAUGGCUGGAUCCAGAUUUCUUUUGGAGUUUGACGAAUACCCAAUCUACAAUUUCUUCAUAAUGAGAUCAACAAAGUUCCUUCUAAGCAAG